Molecule: messenger RNA, 1989 nt
Organism: Gastrolobium bilobum
Lineage: Eukaryota; Viridiplantae; Streptophyta; Magnoliopsida; Fabales; Fabaceae
Product: aspartyl protease family protein 1-like
Exons: 10
Coding region: 214-1764 (516 amino acids)
Biological process (GO): proteolysis
Molecular function (GO): aspartic-type endopeptidase activity
Source: RefSeq, a predicted model, not a curated record
CAUAACCCAAAAACCAUAACUUUUAUCUACCAAAAAAAAAAAAAAAACAUACAUUUUUAUUCUUUAUACACAUCUUGGUAAUGCACAUUUUCUAUCGAACAGUUAAAUUGAGCAUACCAUUAAAUCCGGGAAAACUCAGCUGCAUAUUUUCUCUGCCGGGGAAAUUUUCCAACCCCAUAUAACUUUAACUACAUAGCUAGCUUCCUUCAACUCAUGGCUUGGCCUAGUAGUUCUAACCAUGGCCAUGGCUCUCUGUGUAUAACAUCACUGGUGUUGGGAUUGGUGGUGUUUAGUUUAGCUUCAGAGAGUUGCCAUGGCUUUGGAAAAUUCGGGUUCAACAUCCACCACAGGUUCUCGGAUCCAGUUAAGGGAAUUCUGGGCAUUGAUGAACUACCCCAUAAGGGAAGUCCUGAAUACUAUGCUGCUAUGGUUCACAGAGAUCGCAUAUUCCGAGGCCGUCGACUCGCCGGCGAUCAGAAAACGCCUCGGACUUUCGCCGACGGCAACGAGACUUAUCAAAUUGGUGACUUUGGAUUUUUGCAUUUUGCCAAAGUUUCGGUUGGGACACCACCUUUAUUGUUUCUGGUGGCACUGGAUACUGGCAGUGACUUGUUUUGGUUACCAUGUAAUUGUACCAGUUGUGUGCGCGGUUUAAAGACACAAAGUGGACAGGUAAUUGAUCUUAAUAUCUAUGAUCUUGAUGGGUCAUCCACAAGCAAAAAUAUUUUAUGCAAUAGCAGCUUAUGUAAACAAAAACAAUGCCCCUCAUCUGGCAGCAGUUGUCCAUAUCAAGUUGACUAUCUUUCAAAUGGUACUUCAUCUGCUGGAUUCUUGAUAGAGGAUGUGUUGCACUUAAUUACAGAUGAUGAUCAAGCAAAAGAUUCUGACAUACAAAUUACUAUUGGUUGUGGCCAAGUUCAGACUGGUUUGUUUCUAAAUGGGGCAGCUCCAAAUGGUCUAAUUGGACUUGGUAUGGAUGAUAUAUCUGUUCCUAGCGUCCUAGCCAAACAAGGGCUUAUUUCAAAUUCUUUUUCAAUGUGUUUUGGAUCUGAUGGUUCUGGAAGAAUCACCUUUGGGGAUAGUGGCAGCUUGGACCAAGGAAAAACACCAUUCAACCUCGGGGCAUUGCAUCCAACUUAUAACAUCACCAUUACCCAAAUUAUUGUGGGAGGAAAUGUUGCUGAUCUUGAGUUUGAUGCAAUUUUUGACUCUGGUACAUCGUUUACAUACCUAAGCGACCCGGCUUAUACACAAAUUGCGGAGAAGUUCAAUUCACUAAUCAAAGCAAAUCGGCAUUCAUCUCAACCAUCUGAUUCUAAUAUUCCCUUUGAAUACUGUUAUGACAUUAUAAGUUCAAAUCAAACAAUUGAAGUUCCCUUGAAUCUAACUAUGAAAGGUGGAGAUGAUUAUUAUGUCAUGGAUCCAACAGUACUAGUUUCUAGUGCGGUUGAAGGAAAUCUUACUUGUUUGGGAAUCCAGAAAAGUGACAACAUUAAUAUCAUUGGACAAAAUUUCAUGACUGGUUACAAUAUAGUCUUUGAUCGUGACAACAUGAAUCUUGGUUGGAAGGAAUCUAAUUGUUAUGCUGACGUGGUCUCCAAUAAACCAUCGCGCUCUCCUGCUGUUUCUCCUGCCAGUGCUGUGAAUCCUGUGGCUACAGACCCAUCACAAAAUUCUGGGAGGCUUUCACCUAAUAGCUCAUUUAGGAUGAAACCUUCUUUUGCAUUUAUGGUGGUCUUUUUUACACUUUUAGCAAUUUUUUGAGCAUUCCUCUGUCCAUUCCAUCUUGUAUUAAUCAAAUUAAUAGGCUUUUUAGUGUAGUUGAGCACACGAGAAGCAUUGUUGCUUCCUGAUUUAUUUGUUUAUUUUUUAGUCUUAAUAACAUUAAUUUGAUCAUGGGCUUGUAUAUAAUGUGCCCUGCAUAGUUUGUAAACUAUAGAAAUUUCCAUUCUUACAUUAUACGUUAUAUGGCAGUUGAUUGGCAUCACU